GUAUGUGUGGAUCAGUUACUGUCUUCAUCAUCACUAUCAUCAUCAUCGGUGGUCACUAUCAUCAUCAACAACAACAUCAAGACAACAACAACAACAAUGACAUUGGCAUCAAUUGUCGGUACAAAUCGGUGGCGCCGACAUCGGGAAUCAAUGAGCGAAAUGCGUGACCUGAAAGGAUCUGUGGUAACGAUUGUCGAGUAUUCGGGUAAUCGAGCCGAAGGUCGGAUCAAGAAGUUUAAUGCCGGACCAGUCGGCGAUGGUGGGGUCGGCGGUGGUCGCGGCGGUGGUAGUACUAAUAUGUCGGUCGAAUUGGAGGAAACCCGAUUGAAUCGGACAACCUAUUUGGGCUAUUAUGUUGUCCACGACUAUGAGCUACGUAAAUGGAAAUUGACACAAUUUGUACCGCAACGAGUGGCCACCCGACCCGCCGCCGCCGCCGCCGCUGCCACCACAACCAAUGGCUUUCAUAGUAAUGGUAUCGACGGUUGCGUCGUCGGCAGCGGACUCGGCGAUCGUAUAGUGAUUCCCGCUGGUCAUCAAUUGCUGGUCGGCAUCGACGACGACGACGACGGCAUAGAUGUGGCCAACAAUAACGGUGUACUACACGAUGUCGUCAACGGCGACGAUAACCGAGUGGUACCGCUAGUGAACGUCGAAGAAAACGGUACCGAAUUGCUCGAUCUGGACAAAGACGACGAACUGAUACGUGUGGACACCAGCCAAAUGUCGGUGAAAACAUCGGCCGAUUUGUUGUUGGUUACCGACAGCGACAGUGAUAGUGUCGAGGCAUUCAAACGGUCGAUGUCGGCGACACACUGUGUCGGCUUCGAGAUGUUUGCCAACGAAAUCGGUCGCUACAAUCAACCGAAUUGGAUGUCAUUCGCCACCGAUGACGGCAUCUACGUAGUGAACGUCACGGCCCACCGAAACUCUGCGGCCGUUUCAUCACUAAUCAAACCGUGGCUGGAAUCGCGUUCAACACAAAAAGUAAUGUUUGCCUCCAGGGUGGCCACCGACUACUUGAAACAUUCGUUGGACAUCCAGGUCCAGGAAGUUAUUGACUUACGUAUACUCGACUAUUGUCUACAGCGUAAACAAUAUCGCGAACAGUUGGCCGCAGCAGUGAUGGAAACAGGAGUCGUCGGCGGUAUUGGUGUUGGUGGUCAUCGGCAACGAUAUAUGCAAACACCGACAACCAUAAAGUUUCGUACAUUAGAUGAGAUGCUUACUGAAUAUCUGGCCAUACGAUCGCCUCGGAUGUAUCCGUCCAUUGAUUUUCGUCAUCUAUCGGUUCGCGUCCAGAAUAUCCUGACCGUUAGGACAGUAUUUUUGCGGCAAUUGUUUGCACUGAUUCACUAUAAACUCAACGAAGACGUCUAUCUGAUGACCGCCCGAUCCCAGCGAUCACUAGUGACAGCCGGCGACGACUUAUACGAAGUACUCAAAUCGGACGACAAGGAACUGGAUGUCAUCAAUCAGCCGUUCAACGAGUCCGAGCUAACUGAGCGCCGACACAUCGGUCUACCGUUUUUACGAUCAAUGAAUCGUUGAGACAAAAAAAAUAUAUUUGUUUUGAAGUUAUGUUUUUUUUCUUAUAAUUACGAUUUGU
Messenger RNA from Oppia nitens, 1609 nucleotides. RefSeq lists its product as uncharacterized. Gene Ontology annotation, molecular function: nucleic acid binding. NCBI's taxonomy places the organism in Eukaryota, Metazoa, Arthropoda, Arachnida, Sarcoptiformes, Oppiidae. The transcript has 2 exons. The record is from RefSeq and is a predicted model, not a curated record. The coding region runs from base 97 to 1551 and encodes 484 amino acids.